Scatophagus argus is the source of this 1622-nucleotide messenger RNA. It is a transcript of the gene alg5, whose product is annotated as ALG5 dolichyl-phosphate beta-glucosyltransferase. The transcript is spliced from 10 exons. Lineage: Eukaryota; Metazoa; Chordata; Actinopteri; Scatophagidae. The coding region runs from base 275 to 1243 and encodes 322 amino acids. Gene Ontology annotation, cellular component: endoplasmic reticulum membrane. The record is from RefSeq and is a predicted model, not a curated record.
UGCUCUCUUGCUUCAAACUGAUGAUGUGUCGAGAAAAAUGUGCCAUUUCCGUGUCGGCGUUGUGUUCAAUUAUGAUUGGAAGUUAAUGAAAAGGGUUUUUCCUUAGUGCGUCUACAUUUCAAACAAUUUCGGAGGCCUAUGUGUUCUUUUUUUAUGCUGGGAAGUCCGAGGACCCGUCACAAGACUCGAAGCAAAGCAAGGAGAAAGCGAGCUAGCUUUAAGUUAGCCACUUUGACUGGUGGUCUGUCAGUGGCUGUAGGGUAACCUGUGGAAAAUGGAUUUUCUUUGUGAAAUAGUUCAAGCCUUGGUCGCGCUGGCAGCUCUAGUUUUUAUUGCGAUGCUCAUAAUAGCACACGUCACUGGCGGGAUGGUGAACCUGACACGCCACGAGAAGGAGAAGCACUUCCUCACCGCCACGGGAGGAAAGGAGCCUUUUCCCAGCCUGCAUGAUCCCCAUUCCCGGGAGCUCUCUGUGGUGAUCCCGGCCUACAACGAGGAGCUCCGUAUGCCUGUGAUGUUGGAUGAAGCUAUGGAGUACUUGGAAAACAGACAGAAACGGGACUCCUCUUUCACCUACGAAGUCAUUGUGGUUGAUGAUGGCAGCAAAGACAAAACCACCGAGGUUGGUUUGCGGUACACCAAGAAGUACGGAGCAGAUAAAGUGCGGGUGCUGACGCUUGUGGAGAACAGGGGGAAAGGAGGAGCUGUGCGGAUGGGAACCAUGAGCUCCAGGGGCAAAGUCAUUCUGAUGGCAGAUGCUGACGGAGCCACAAAGUUUUCUGACAUUGAGAAAGUGGAGGCUGGACUCAAUGACCUCAACCCUAAACUGGAGAACAUGGCAAUUUCCUGUGGUUCCAGAGCCCACCUGGAGGAAGAGUCAGUAGCUCAGCGAUCUGUGUUUCGUACUUUCCUUAUGUAUGGCUUUCACUUCCUGGUCUGGUUCUUAUGUGUAAGAGGGAUCAAGGACACGCAGUGCGGCUUCAAGCUUUUCACUCGUGAGGCUGCACUCAAGACCUUCUCUUGUCUCCACGUAGAGCGAUGGGCUUUUGAUGUGGAGCUCCUGUAUAUUGCCCAGUGUUUUAAAAUCCCCAUAGCAGAGGUGGCUGUCAACUGGACUGAAAUAGAAGGAUCCAAGCUGAUCCCGUUCUGGAGCUGGCUGCAAAUGGGGAGAGACCUGAUUUUCAUUCGCCUGCGCUACAUCACAGGAGCCUGGAAGCUGCAGUCACCACAUAAGACUGACUAGCCAAUCAGACAGCCCCUGAUAUCACAGAGAUGGCCUAUGAUAGGGGUCGUCAAACCUUUGGAUGAGGUGGGAUUAACAGCUCCGUCCAUCGCUCACUGUAAUCAGCAGCAAAGAACAAAGUACAGGAUAUCAUCCUUUCCUCUCCAGACGUCAUUGGAUGUGAAGCGACAACACGGUUGUGAGAUCUUUGUGGUCCUGCCUUCUUUUUAAUAUUCAGAUUUUGGCUUGUGAUGGCCACGGUUACGCGCACAUUUCUGUUGCCACGGCUCACGGACCGUCUGUACGAUCGAUCCGUGUACUAAGUUACUUAAUGUUUAUUUUGCGGCCAAUCAGUUGUAUGUGCAAAAGAGUUAAAUGUAGUGAAAUGUGGAGGAUCUGA